CUAGCUAUGUCAAUGGAUUCAAGAAAACGAGAAUCAACUACACUCAAUCUCGAUCUUAACAUUGAUUACCCUUCAUCUCUUGGUGAACAUGAACAUGAACAUGAACAUGAACAUGAUCAUGAUCAUCAGCUAUCAAAAGACUUAAGUAGGAUGAAAGCAGAGCAUGAGCAUCUUCUUCACAAGCUAACCCUAAUCUGCAAAGACCAUGCCAAUCUGCAAGAACAGCUACUGAAUCUCAUCCAAGACCAGGAGAGGACAACGACAUCUUCCUUUAAGAAACCCAAAGAAACUCAUACUAAUGUUUCCAAGAUUUACAGACAAAUCGACCCCUGCGACACUAGCCUAAUUGUGAAAGAUGGAUAUCAAUGGAGGAAAUAUGGGCAGAAAGUAACUAGAGAUAAUCCAUCUCCAAGAGCAUACUAUAAAUGCUCAUUUUCUCCUAUCUGCCCGGUCAAAAAAAAGGUGCAAAAGAGCAUCGACGAUCCUUCCCUUCUUGUGGCAAUCUAUGAAGGAGAGCACAAUCAUCCUCAAUCGGGUGAGACCGAAGUUUUCAUCAACCAAUCGGGGUCUGACAGUGCGAGUUUGAAAAAUAUAGCGAAAUUUACUACAAAUGUCUCCUCUAGAUUUGAAUCGUGUUGUGAUGGUGCAAAGGAUGAGUUGGAAUUGCCGAUGGAGAAGUUUUUGAUCGAGCACAUGGCUUCGACUUUGGUACAUAAUUCAAGUUUCACGACAACUCUUGCUACUUCCAUAUUCGAGAAAUUGUUAGGCGAUGUUGAUCUAUUUGAGUGACCAUCUUAUUUUUAUUUCGGUUUUACGGUCUUUGUUUGUUUUGAGUAAACUAAAUAUCAUAUCAUUGUAUAGUACUGUUGGAUUUAAAAAAUAAUGUAACAUGAUGUAAAGAGAUAUGUAAUGAGA
Impatiens glandulifera is the source of this 915-nucleotide messenger RNA. Its product is annotated as WRKY transcription factor 18-like. Gene Ontology annotation, biological process: regulation of DNA-templated transcription. Bases 7 to 789 code for a protein of 260 amino acids. The transcript is spliced from 4 exons. NCBI's taxonomy places the organism in Eukaryota, Viridiplantae, Streptophyta, Magnoliopsida, Ericales, Balsaminaceae. Gene Ontology annotation, molecular function: DNA-binding transcription factor activity; sequence-specific DNA binding. The record is from RefSeq and is a predicted model, not a curated record.